AUGACUGACAUAGACUUCAGUUAUAAAGACAAAGACAAAUAUUAUGAAAUGGACGACAGUGAGAAACCUUAUGCAGAUGGCCCAGGAAAAAAGAGAGAUUUCUCCGCCGUCAAUCGCAACCAUCACCACCGUUUCAAUCUCCGGCGACCCUAUCCCUAUCCUUUAUCCCUAUCACUUACUUACACGGAAGAAGAAGAAGCAAAGCGAAAUACUAUUUCAAAAAAAAUUUUGCUAAGCGGUUAG
Messenger RNA from Sphenostylis stenocarpa, 243 nucleotides. The record is from the annotation of a GenBank genome assembly. Lineage: Eukaryota; Viridiplantae; Streptophyta; Magnoliopsida; Fabales; Fabaceae.